This is a messenger RNA of Protopolystoma xenopodis, 477 nucleotides long. The record is from the annotation of a GenBank genome assembly. NCBI's taxonomy places the organism in Eukaryota, Metazoa, Platyhelminthes, Monogenea, Polystomatidea, Polystomatidae.
AUGCUUUCCUGCUCUCGGAGACCUUCCCAUGAGUUGCCACGAAGUUGGCCAUUAGCUACUGGGAUUCGCAAUAAAAUGUUCCUGAAGCCCUCAAAGCAAUAUACACUCCGCUCUUGUCCUCUUUCAGCCAGACAUUUUUUGCUCUCCACUCCGCUUGCAAGCAAUACCUACCUUAACUUUCCUCCGCUUCUUCUCUUCCUGCCUCCACCGCUUCAGCUCGAAACAAUCAGGCCCGUUCGCGCAUCUCUCCUCUCGCACGCAUCAUUCACACCCGAGCCGGUCUCGAGCCGGCGUGGGCGACUGUGUCCGCGACCGGCUGCUCUCGAGGCUGGCGCCAGGUACCGGAUUGCGCGCACGAAGCCGACCCGGUCACAAGACAGACUUCACUUGCCGCCACUACAGACAAGCACAACUUGGCUCCUGCGCCUCGACGGUCCCCUUUUCAUGCGGGGCCAGCAAACAGGGAAUUUGAUGUAA